CCUCAGCUGUUAUGGCAGUCAGACUGUGUGAUGUGGCUUCUCUUCUGAGAAGUGGAUCGUGGGCAGCUGAGCCGUGGACUGGGCAGGUGAUCGCUGCCAUGGAGACGCAGCUGUCCAACGGACCCAACUGCACCAGCAACGGUCCCAACAGCGUCUCCAAUAACUGCACAUCACCUGCUGAGACGCCCGACGGCGGCGAGGACAGUAAAACCAAUCUAAUCGUCAACUACCUCCCUCAAAACAUGACUCAGGAGGAGCUGAAGAGUUUGUUCGGCAGCAUUGGAGAGAUCGAGUCCUGCAAACUCGUGCGAGACAAAAUCACAGGUCAGAGUUUAGGUUAUGGGUUUGUGAAUUAUGUGGAGCCUAAAGACGCAGAGAAAGCCAUCAACACUUUAAAUGGACUCCGACUACAGACCAAAACCAUCAAGGUGUCGUACGCUCGACCGAGCUCGGCCUCCAUUCGUGAUGCUAACCUGUAUGUGAGUGGUCUGCCUAAAACCAUGACACAGAAAGAGUUGGAGCAGCUUUUUUCCCAGUACGGACGCAUCAUCACCUCCAGAAUCCUUCUUGACCAGGUCACAGGUGUGUCCAGAGGUGUUGGGUUCAUCCGUUUUGAUCGGCGUGUUGAAGCUGAGGAGGCCAUUAAAGGUCAAAAUGGGCAGAAGCCGCCGGGCGCUACAGAACCCAUCACAGUGAAGUUUGCCAACAACCCCAGUCAGAAGAGCAGUCAGGCGUUACUCUCUCACCUGUAUCAGUCCCCUGGCCGGCGAUACCCAGGACCUCUGGCACAGCAAGCACAGAGAUUCAGGCUGGACAAUCUGCUCAAUAUGGCGUAUGGAGUCAAGAGUAGAUUCUCACCAGUGAACAUUGACGGGGUCACCAGCCUGGCGGGCAUGAAUCUUCCAGGUCAUGCUGGUGCGGGUUGGUGUAUUUUUGUGUAUAAUCUGGCUCCAGAUGCGGAUGAGAGCGUUCUCUGGCAGAUGUUCGGUCCAUUCGGUGCCGUGACUAACGUAAAGGUCAUACGAGACUUCAACACCAACAAAUGCAAAGGCUUCGGCUUUGUCACCAUGACAAACUACGACGAAGCUGCUGUAGCCAUUGCCAGUCUGAACGGAUAUCGACUCGGCGACAGAGUUCUACAGGUCUCUUUCAAAACUAACAAAACACACAAAGCUUGA
This is a messenger RNA of Triplophysa rosa, 1178 nucleotides long. RefSeq names its product ELAV like neuron-specific RNA binding protein 2 (gene elavl2). Gene Ontology annotation, molecular function: RNA binding. Gene Ontology annotation, cellular component: ribonucleoprotein complex. NCBI's taxonomy places the organism in Eukaryota, Metazoa, Chordata, Actinopteri, Cypriniformes, Nemacheilidae. The coding region runs from base 12 to 1178 and encodes 388 amino acids. The record is from RefSeq and is a predicted model, not a curated record. The transcript has 7 exons.